AUGUUCUCUAAGUUCACCUCCAUCUUGCAGCACGCCGUGGAGGCGCUUGCACCUUCUCUUCCUUUACAAGAAGAUUUUGUUUAUCACUGGAAGGCAAUUACCCAUUACUACAUAGAGACUUCAGAUGAUAAAGCCCCAGUGACAGAUACAAACAUUCCAUCACAUCUGGAGCAGAUGUUAGAUAUAUUGGUCCAAGAGGAAAAUGAACGGGAAUCUGGAGAGACGGGGCCGUGUAUGGAGUAUCUGCUUCAUCACAAGAUCUUGGAAACGUUAUACACCUUAGGGAAAGCUGACUGUCCUCCAGGAAUGAAACAGCAGGUUUUGGUGUUCUACACUAAACUUCUGGGAAGAAUCCGGCAGCCACUGCUUCCACACAUUAAUGUGCAUAGACCAGUGCAGAAAUUAAUUCGACUUUGUGGUGAAGUUCUUGCAACUCCAACAGAAAAUGAAGAAAUUCAGUUUCUUUGUAUCGUGUGUGCAAAGCUGAAACAAGAUCCCUAUUUAGUUAAUUUUUUUCUUGAGAGUAAGCUAAAGUCAUUGGCUUCCAAAGGCGUACCAGAUGUAACUUCAGAGGGCUCGCUGAAAGGUCAAGAUGCCUUGUCAACAGAUACGGGACAGGCCCGUCAGCCAGAGGAACUGUCUGGUACUACAGGAAUGGAACAGACAGAGUUAGAAGAUGAGCCUCCUCACCAGAUGGACGAUCUGUCCACCAGCUUGGACAAUCUCAGUGUCACGUCACUGCCAGAGGCCUCCGUGGUUCGUCCAAACCAGGACUACAACUUAGUGAACUCUUUGUUAAACCUUACUAGAAGUCCUGAUGGCCGAAUAGCUGUGAAAGCCUGUGAGGGCUUGAUGUUGUUAGUGAGUCUGCCAGAGCCCGCAGCUGCAAAAUGCCUUACCCAGAGCACUUGCCUGUGUGAGCUGCUGACGGACAGGCUGGCUGCCCUGUACAAGGCCCUACCUCAGUCUGUGGAUCCGUUAGAUAUUGAAACAGUGGAAGCAAUUAACUGGGGCUUGGACUCCUAUAGUCAUAAAGAAGAUGCUUCAGCAUUUCCAGGAAAACGAGCCUUAAUUUCGUUUCUUUCCUGGUUUGAUUAUUGUGAUCAGCUCAUUAAGGAAGCACAAAAGACUGCUGCUGUUGCUCUGGCCAAAGCUGUUCAUGAAAGGUUUUUCAUUGGUGUGAUGGAACCCCAGUUAAUGCAAACUUCUGAGAUGGGUAUUCUGACAUCAACUGCUCUGCUGCAUCGCAUCGUCCGGCAAGUCACCUCGGAUGUUCUGCUUCAAGAGAUGGUGCUUUUUAUCCUCGGAGAACAGAGGGAACCAGAAACACUGGCAGAAAUCAGCAGACAUCCUUUAAGACAUAGGUUAAUUGAACACUGUGACCAUAUAUCUGAUGAGAUAAGCAUAAUGACAUUAAGAAUGUUUGAACAUCUUUUACAAAAACCCAAUGAGCACAUUCUUUACAACUUGGUCCUAAGAAAUCUUGAAGAAAGAAAUUAUACAGAAUAUAAGCCUUUGUGCCCAGAAGAUAAAGAUGUGGUAGAGAAUGGAUUGAUAGCAGGAGCAGUAGAUCUGGAGGAAGAUCCGUUGUUUACUGACAUUGCACCAGACAAUGCUUUGACAGCCCAGGAGUGGCUCAGUUCUUCACCUCCUCCCACUCCUGACCACCCCAAAACGGAUGGGAAAACUGAGGUCCAUAAAAUCGUCAAUAGUUUUCUCUGUCUGGUACCAGAUGAAGCAAAAUCAUCCUACCAUGUCGAGGGCACUGGAUAUGACACCUACCUCCGAGAUGCUCAUAGGCAGAACAGGCUGAAUGAUCAACCAUAUGAUGUAAAUUUACAAGUCACCUCGGUGUUGUCUAGACUCUCUCUCUUCCCCCAUCCACACAUACACGAGUACCUUUUGGAUCCUUACGUGAACCUUGCUUCUGGCUGUAGAUCUCUCUUCUCUGUCAUCGUCCGGGUUGUUGGAGACCUUAUGGUUCGAAUCCAGCGUAUUCAAGACUUUACUCCCAAACUUCUGUUGGUCAGGAAGCGAUUACUUGGUUUGGAACCCGAAGGCCCUAUUGUCGACCACGUCACGUUGCUCGAGGGUGUGAUCGUGCUGGAGGAGUUCUGCAAGGAGCUGGCGGCGAUAGCGUUUGUGAAGUACCACGCUUCCUCCACGCCCUGA
Molecule: messenger RNA, 2172 nt
Organism: Orycteropus afer afer
Lineage: Eukaryota; Metazoa; Chordata; Mammalia; Tubulidentata; Orycteropodidae
Source: RefSeq, a predicted model, not a curated record